Acyrthosiphon pisum (pea aphid) is the source of this 1926-nucleotide messenger RNA. RefSeq lists its product as uncharacterized. Lineage: Eukaryota; Metazoa; Arthropoda; Insecta; Hemiptera; Aphididae. Gene Ontology annotation, molecular function: nucleic acid binding. The transcript has 3 exons. The record is from RefSeq and is a predicted model, not a curated record. Gene Ontology annotation, biological process: DNA integration. Bases 544 to 1824 code for a protein of 426 amino acids.
ACAAAUAGUGAUCAUACCUAUUGUCACAGAAUAUACCACGGUUGUAGAUAUACCGUUUAUCUUAUACCGUGAAAGAUACCUAUGAAACCUAUUGUCUUUGAUAUUAUUAUACCAAGGUAUUGGUUUAUGAAACUAAACAGACAAAACAAUGGGUCAUGGCGUUCGCAAUGUUAGCAAUUUUUCAUUGUUUCGCAAACAGACGGUCCGAAUUUCCAACAUUUACAGCCUUACCACGACUGUACCACGAGAGAGUAUUACAGUUUUGCGCAUGCAGACCGUAGGCAUUCCCCCACUUUGUGCCAUUGAGUGUACGUCAAAUACGUGGCGAUGCGCGGAAACGAACGUGUUUUCGUCGGGCGACAGUAAUCCUCUCUCGUGGGCCGCAGUAUAGAAUUUGCUCUUGGUUUGACGGUCUUGUGAGAUACAUCAUAAUAUAUCAUGGGCCAAUGUUAAAUCUUGUGCAAUAUCUUAAAUCGUCAUCGUGAUUUCUAUACGUCAAGAAUGUGAUACGAAAAAUGACGAGAAGCCACGAAGAUAAUUUAUAUGGUACCAACGAAAAUUUACAAUUUUGAAUUUUCAACUACUACUCUACCACUCAGAAAAUCUCAGCAAAGCAAACAGCUAAUAAUGGCACUGGUCAUCGAUCCAUUUUUAUUUGUCAAAAUGCAAUUACCUCAACUUGAACUGACGGCUGAGGACAUAGCCUUUGCAACAAAAAAUGACCCAGAAUUGAUAAAGUUGCAUAAAAAAAUACUUCUACAUUCAAACAAAUAUGGUAGUUAUUGGAUACGUGAUGGAUGCAUUCUAUUUGGCACACGGAUUAGGAUUCCAAAAAUGUUACAAAAUUAUAUUUUAGAAUAUAUUCAUAUAGAACAUGUAGGUACAAUUAAGAUGAUAGCAUUAGCACUUUCAUAUUGUGUCUACUGGCCAAGUAUUGAUAAAGACAUUGAAAAUCUUGUAAGAAAUUGUCUUCCAUGCAUCGAAAUACGACUUGCGCCAAAUAAAGAAAUUCUGCAUAAUUGGGUGGCUCCCAAGGAACCCUGGGAAAGAAUACAUAUUGAUUAUGCUGGUCCAUUUAUGGACAAUUUGUUUUUAUUGGUUGUUGAUGAAUAUUCUCUGUGGCCAGAAGUUUUUAUCUCAAAUUCUUCAUCUGCAUCAAGCACUAUUGAAAAGUUAAAAUUAUUGUUUUCUAGUUUUGGUCAACCCAGAGUUCUUGUUAGUGAUAAUGUAUCCUCGUUUAUGGGAGAAGAAUUUCAGACUUUUUUGAAAAGUUUUGGUAUAAAACACUGUACAGGUGUUCCUUACAAUUCAAAAUCAUAUGACAAUGUGGUAAGAUUUAUAUUCGCCUUGAAACACGCGCUCAUAGAACUUAAAGGUCAGGUCAGUUAUGAACAAGAUAAACUGAAUACAUUACUGUUCACGUGCAGACGUUCACCGAUCAUAUCUAAUAUAGAGAGUCCAGCAAAUUUGUUUUUAGGACGAGAUUUAAGAUCUAACCUGGACUUCCUCAAAUCACCGGCAAUUAAGAACAAAGUCAUGAAAAACGAAAAUAAUAUAAGAGAUGCAACUCCAUCUCAAUUAUUCCACUUUGGUCAAAAAAUAGCUGUAUUUAAUAAUGUAAAUGGAUUUAUAAUUAAUGCAGAUACCUCAAAAUAUCUGACAGUUAUGGUGAAUGGAAGAUUGAUUCGCCGUCAUGUUGAUAAAGUGAUUCCUUUACCAGUCAUUAAAUCAUUUUCAAGGAUUCAAAAAGACACACAACUGGUUCAACCUGAGAAGCUAAAGAGAUCAAUCAAACCGAUAAAACGUUUAAUUUGUAAUAUAUAAAUAGGAUUUGGAUGUUUAUGACUUUUUCAUAUUUUUUCUUUUAGUUGUGCAUGUGCACUUUGCAGACCAAGUUUUAAAUUAAUUUUGCAUGGCAUAGAAUCA